Messenger RNA from Drosophila hydei, 3817 nucleotides. It is a transcript of the gene dlt, whose product is annotated as protein disks lost. Bases 185 to 3817 code for a protein of 1210 amino acids. The transcript is spliced from 2 exons. Gene Ontology annotation, biological process: chromatin organization. Gene Ontology annotation, cellular component: nucleus. Lineage: Eukaryota; Metazoa; Arthropoda; Insecta; Diptera; Drosophilidae. The record is from RefSeq and is a predicted model, not a curated record.
UGAAAAUUAAGUAAAAAGUUGAAAAUCAAUAGUUAAACCAACAAAUUUGUUGUAAAGCGGUUUAUCAAGGUCCAAAGUGAACGGGGCCUGAGUGAAAGAUAGAAAAAUGUUUUGUGAGAACGAGAGCUUGAACGUAAUAUAAACAAAAACAUAGCGACGUAUAUAAAUAAAAACGAAACAGAAAAUGGAGCAAGCGGAGGAACUGGAACUGGAACCGGAGCAACAUCUAAAGCACCUACUGAAUAAACUUGAAUCUAUCGAGUUGGCUCAACUGCCAGAAAAUUUCAAGGCAUACUUUCAGCGAGAGCAGAGCAGCUUGGAAGAUUUCGCCAUUUACUUUCUGGCUGCACUUCGUCAGCACACGGAGCAGCAUUUUCGUAACAGCCAAAGCAACGAAUCGGAUGCAUCCAAAAGUCAAACGCCUGUACGCCAACCAAAGCCGCCAAUACAAACAGAACAUGAACUAAAUGAAUCUCAGCUAAGUCAACUGAGCAUUGGCAAUGUAUCCACGCCUGUGCGACAGCAGUCACAUGGACGUCGUUCCACUGGCGGCCAAUUUAACAGCACACCGCAAAGCAACGAUCGAACAUCUAAUCGCAGUGCAGGCGGAGGAGCAAGCGCUUCUUCUAGCAGCUUUUGUCUGGGUGACUUUUUGCUCAAUACAACACCCAAUCAUAGCCAGCAGCGUUCAAAGAAGAAGCAGCUUACGCCACAGUCAAAUACAACUCAAGAUAAUGCCAACAAUAAGUCUCAAAAACCACGUCGACGCGUGGUUCCUAUGACUAUCAGCAAAAAUGUUUCCUCAUGCAGUUCUUUUGGCGACACCAGCUCUUUUAGCAACGAAAACAAUCUGUUACGUCUCUCACAGACUUGUGAACUGGAUCGCAGCCAAGGAGCUGAACUAGAACAGGAGGCAAGAAAGACGUUGCUCCUACGCAGACAGGAAAUCAAAAGUGAAGCGCCAGUUGAGCAGGAGAGGGAGCGGGAAAGAGAGCAAAAUAUUCGAGAUAUAGAGCCAGUCAGUUUGGAACAUGUAAGACAAACCAAGAGUCUACAAGUGCUUGCUAGCAUCUAUGCACUGCUCAUGAAUUUGAAUCUUGUGCCAAAUGUGUUAAGUGAAAUCGGUUAUGCGCUGCAAUUGCUCAACAUACGCAACGUGGAAGCUGAUGAGAAUCCUACAAAGUCUGAACCGGAAGCAUCCUUCGCCCUACUCACGGGCUAUAAGGAGUGCAUUUACUUUGCAGUUCAAUUACUGGAGCAACAGAAAGAACUGCUGAUGCAACUAGAUCGUAAAUCAUUGGCUGUGCUGCUCCAGCACGAACGUUUGUCGCUGCUCUCCAAAGAGAUGCAGAGCCAGCUGGAACUGACGUACCAGCAGAAGCAGCAGUUGAAAAGCAAAUGGGAGAAUUUCCCGGAAAUACCAAACCCUCAACAAAAUGUCUACUACCAACACGAGAAGGAUUCUCGUGAUAAUUUUCCUACUCAACAAGAGUUUGGAGCAUUUAAGACACAGCGAGAUCUUUUUUACAAGGCACUCAAGCAGUGGGAGCAACUACAUCUCAAUCGUGUCUUCUGCUUUGCCAGAGAUUUGGGUAACUGUGUGCGAGAGAUCUUUGCGCAGUCGGAACAUGCUGUGAAUAUGGCGCAUUUUGCUAAGCUCUUUGUCAGCCAGCUGCUCAUGUCCAGUGGAGAGACUCACGAAUCACCCGAAGAACUGGGCCUAAAGCUUGACCAACAGCGCCUUAAUAGGCUGGCUCAGCGUCUAAUCACCAGUAAUUCUAGCGUCGAGGAUCAGUUUCCACGCACUCAGGCGUUUUUUCGUGAUUUUAUUGGCGAAUGCGGAUCCUUGGCAUUUCUAGUACAGCUCCAGCUGGCGCUCUAUGUUCAACUGUUGCGUCAUAAUGAUUCAAGUUUUGAGUUGCUGCCACUGAAUCCCGAUGGCGAGGAGGAUGGCGAGGUGGUUCAAUCUCCGUUUAUCGUACGGCCACAGGCUCUUGCAGAGUUGCUUAUGUUGGCGAAAUUUCUAGGGUAUGUUUGCGCCUUUCCUUAUAAUCGGUCGCCCAACUCUUACGCUUGUCCUCAACAACUGCAGCUACGACGCCAAUUUCAGCCGCCAUUUGAGAUGCGCACGCAUCUGGAACGAGCCAUGCGCCAGGACAAGUUGCUCAUUACGUUGCCUUGGCUGGUACAGUAUUUAGCCAUGUUAGAUCUGGUCACACUGCAACUGCCUGCUACGCUGGCUACACUGGAAUUGCUCUAUGCGCUGUACGAAGGCGCUCUUGCCAAUGAGAAUCAACAGUUCUUUAUUACACGUAUCUGUAUUGGCUGGCUAUUGGAAUCCCAGCCUGUGCUCAGUAGUGGCUACUAUAGUCAAAGGAGCUCCAAAUCUUUAGAUGGAGCAAGUGCAGCAUUGGUCGCUGAUUGCCUGCGUAGCCUGAGCAUUUCGUAUAAGGGUCAGGCAGCGGCCCUUUUGGAGCAGCUUCUCCCAGUGGCUUGUCCUUCUCUUCAUGAAUUUUGUGUUUCCAUUACGCCCUCGCAACGACAAGUGCAGCGGAAUGGACGCUUUCGUUAUAUAACCACGCGGCUGGAACAGCUAAAUGGAAGCAAGAAGUUGCAAUCAGAGGAAACAGAUGAUGCUUUGCAGACUGUGCAAGCUUCACCUUUCGAUCAAAAACAGCGCAAAUUAGUGGACGCAUUUCUGCACUCACAGAAUGCAUCCAUGCGACGCCUAUUGGAAUUUGUUACGGAACGCAGCUUUAAAUGUGUGGUCAAGGAUGCACAACAGUCAAUACUCCUGCCUUCCAAGUCUGCUGCUGAUACGCAGGUCAAUGGCAUUAAGUCCACGCAACAGCAAGAGGUGUAUCGGGAGCUGCAGCGUAUUUAUCAACAGGCACGUAUCCAAGCCUCUCAACAAUGGGCGGAGCAAGUGCCUGCAAUGUUGGAGCAACGCAUCGUACAAUCCCUACAGGCUCUAUUGCCCCUUAACACCCAUGAGGUCGUGCGUCGCACCUAUACCCAUUUGAUUAGACAACAGGCGCAGCCACAGCUGCAGCAGUGGUUAGAGACGAGUGUCAUUAAGUCUAAUUUUUAUCACGGAGACCUACAGGAGGUUGCCAGCAAGGUGUGUCGUGCGAACAAAAGCAAUAACCAGGCCGCCAGCAGCAGUGGAAAUUCCAAUGAAAUGUGCCUAACGGAAGCGAGUGGACUCAGUGUGUCCGAGAUACUGCAUGAGCUGCAGCAGUGGGUGUACUGCCUCAGCAUGAGACCCGAUUAUUUGUCUUAUAUGACCGAUUUGCAGGGAUUGCUCGACAGGACGAAACAGGCAGUUCAACUAAAACAACUGCCACGCUAUUUCUAUCAGCUGAUUGGAUCUGUGUUGGUGCGUCUGAUACAGUUGCUUAUAUUCCGGCAGCCACAUUUGUUAACACAGGCCGUCAUCAGUACCAGCUGCGAGGUAUGGCUGACACCUCAAGUGUGUUCCACUGAUGAUGCAACACCUGGCUUUCUUGAAAGCCUGCUCAACGUCAGCUUUGUGCAGGAGCUUAGCUCUAAUCCUUCGAGCUUUCAGCUGCUGCAUCACCUGCUUCACGCCAUGCUGGAAGCUCGCGUGCUCAGCGUCGAUAAGCUCAAUCAAUUAUUUUUGCCACUGUUUAAGGAGAAUUGGACACCGCCUGUGUGGAGCUCGCUAUCACAGCUGCUCCACCAAUUGUCUCAAAAUCACUCCGAUGGCGAUAACAAUAAAGUCGAUGACGACGAUAAAUCGCAUUUGUUUAUGGAAAUGUUAGCGGAUUUGUCGCAAGAUUUGGAUAGUUUUUAA